AUGAAUUGGCGCGCUGCGGUCUUACUAUUUAUAAAAACAGUUAGUCUAACUUUAAUUGAAACUGCGGAUGCUGUAGAAAAAGAUCAUUGGAAUAAUAAUAACGACAAGAAAGAAGAAUUACGUCAACUAAAUGUACACAAUGAUGACGCAAAAGAUUUACAAUCUUUAUCAGACGAUGAUUAUUAUUAUGAUUCAAGUGUAAUUCCAAUUGUUCGUCGUCGCAGAGGAAUUGGUGGUGUGGGUGUUGGCACGCUAAAUGGUUUAGCAAGGAAACCCGUAGAACCUUUGAAAACUGGAGUGCGGAAAGUGAAGAAACCAGCAAAUAUCUAUUAA
Didymodactylos carnosus is the source of this 333-nucleotide messenger RNA. NCBI's taxonomy places the organism in Eukaryota, Metazoa, Rotifera, Eurotatoria, Philodinida, Philodinidae. The record is from the annotation of a GenBank genome assembly.